AUGGUGCAACUCCCCAUGAUGGAUCCAUGGAAGCCUUUGCUUCCACCUUACUUGAUUGCAGCCUUCUGGAUGCGGGCUUUGAAGAUUCCUAUUGAUAGCUCGCAAGAUGAUGUAGCUUAUUGGACUCUAACACCCAAUGGGGAGUUCUCUACCAGGAGUGCAUGGGAGCUGGAAGAAGAAGAAGAAAGAAUCGCUUCUCUAAUUGAAAAAUGCCCCAGUACGCGCGUUAUCUGUCAAAUCCACGUGCGUCUUCUCACUCGCCUCCUGCCUAUCUCAGCAGUCUCCUUCCUUCUCUCGAAAAUAGUUGGUUUUUGUGCUCUUUCUCGCCAUGGAGAUAUCAAUCAUGCUCGCAAAGUUUUCUCUCAAACCCCAAACCCAAAUAUAUUCUCUUGGAAUUCCCUUAUUCGGGGUUAUUCUCUCAUCGGAAACCAAUCGAGAGAACCCAUUUUUUUAUAUAAAAAAUUGGUCAAAAAAGGGUACCCUUCAGCUAAUACUUUUACCCUGGCUUUUGUGCUAAAGGCUUGCUCCAAUCUUUUGGCUUUCGAAGAAGGCCAGCAGGUUCACGCCCGUGUUUUUCGAUCUGGGUUUGGUUCGAACCCGUUUGUGCAAACCGGGUUAGUGAAUUUUUAUGCAAAAUGUGAAAAUAUGGGCCUCGCAAAGAAAGUGUUCUGUGAAAUUCCCGAAAGAAACUUGGUAGCUUGGAGUACAAUGAUAAGUGGGUAUGCUAUGAUGGGAUCGGUCAAUGAGGCGUUCGGUGCGUUUCGGGAAAUGCAAAAGGUGGGUAUUGUUCCUGAUGAGGUUACAAUGGUGAGCGUGAUUUCUGCUUGUGCUGCAGCUGGGGCAUUGGAUAUUGGUAGGUGGGUUCAUGCCUAUAUUGAGAAGCAGAUGAUUGAGAUUGAUAUCAUGCUUAGUACUGCACUAGUUAACAUGUAUGCAAAGUGUGGGUGCAUCGAAAAAGCAAAAGAACUUUUUGAGAGAAUGCCAGUAAAAGACCAGAAAGCUUGGAGCUCAAUGAUUGUCGCAUUGGCAGUUCAUGGCCUGGCAGAAGAGGCUUUGGAAGCGUUUUCUAGGAUGGAAGAAUCAAAGGUUAAACCUAAUCAUGUUACCUUUGUUGGCAUUUUAGCUGCCUGUGCCCAUAGUGGACUAGUUUCUGAGGGUAGGAGAUAUUGGUCAAGCAUGAUUGAAUCAGGAAUUGAACCGUCAAUAGAGCAUUAUGGUUGUAUGAUUGAUCUUCUCUGCCGAGCCUCCCUUGUUGGUGAGGCUUACAAUUUUGUUCAAACCAUGCCUUUUUCUCCAAAUGCAGUAAUUUGGCGAACGUUACUUGUUGGUUGCCAGAAGAACAAAAUGUUGCAUAAAGGUGAAAUCGCGGCUGAACAACUUCUUGCAUUAGAACCAUUGAAUUCUGAGAAUUAUAUUCUGCUGUCAAAUCUGUAUGCAUCAGUAUCACAGUGGGAGAAGAUGAGCCAUGUCAGAAAGAUGAUGAAGGAAAAGGGCAUCAAGGGAGUUCCAGGGUGUACCUCAAUUGAAAUUGAUGGUUUUGUGCAUGAGUUUGUGAUGGGAGACUGGUCCCAUCCUGAGGAAAAGGAGAUAAGGCAGGUUCUGAAGGAUAUUUAUGAGCGAGUUAGUGGUUCUGGGCACGAACCACAUAUUUCUGAUGUACUGCACAAUGUUGCUGAUGAGGAGAAAGGAACAUACCUGUGUGAGCAUAGUGAAAGGCUUGGUAUUGCAUAUGGACUUUUGAAGACCACAGCACCAGCGCCAAUAAGAAUAGUAAAGAAUCUAAGAAUUUGUAGCGAUUGCCAUGAAGUCACAAAGAUUAUCAGUAAACUUUAUGAGCGUGAAAUUAUUGUAAGAGAUCGAGUUCGGUUCCACAAGUUUGUAAAUGGAACUUGCUCAUGCAUAGAUUAUUGGUGACUACCAACCUUAACGAUUCUCCACUACUUUGCUUCGAUACACUUACCAUUAUUGAUAACUUAGGAACCUGACCUUAAACAACAUAUAUGCUGAGGAUUUCUAAGCUUGUUUCGUCAGUGACUAUUUGGAAGAAAAAAUAACAACUAGCAGCAAAACAAUAUGCAUAAUCAAGAAUCGGAUCAGGUGAUUUCUGUGUACAAGCAUCACAAGUGUCAGUAUGUUGAAAUUUCCUAAAUCAUCCACGUAACAUAACUUUCGAGGUCCUUUUUUUAUCUUUUUUCAAACUAUUUAUAAAUAGUCUGUAUCAGUACACAGCCAAUCAGUUUGACCUGUAAAAUCUUUUUGUUUCAGUUUUUGGUCUGCAUAUAUGAAUGUAACAGGAUCUACUGCAGUUGGGUUUU
This is a messenger RNA of Theobroma cacao (cacao), 2315 nucleotides long. NCBI's taxonomy places the organism in Eukaryota, Viridiplantae, Streptophyta, Magnoliopsida, Malvales, Malvaceae. The record is from RefSeq and is a predicted model, not a curated record.